Molecule: messenger RNA, 1207 nt
Organism: Aplysia californica (California sea hare)
Lineage: Eukaryota; Metazoa; Mollusca; Gastropoda; Aplysiida; Aplysiidae
Product: beta-1,3-galactosyltransferase 1-like
Exons: 1
Coding region: 120-1178 (352 amino acids)
Cellular component (GO): membrane
Molecular function (GO): hexosyltransferase activity
Source: RefSeq, a predicted model, not a curated record
UCGUUUCUUUUAUCAGAUCCGACAUUCUGUUGACUGAGUUACUUUACAUCUAUUUUGUUGUUUUUCUUCUUUUCCCUCCAGUGCGUUUUACAAUCUUGGGCGUGACGUUUGCAACAGGGAUGAGAAACUCCAUCCUCAUUCGUCUGUUCACCGUUCUGUCCGUUUUCGCCGUCGUGAUGACGUCAUUGCACCUGAUGCUGCAGAUGAUCGAAACUGGACUGUUCUCUCGAGUAGACGUAACCAAGAACCUGUUACGAUACAAAUAUCUGAUGGAAAACGAGACUUUUGCAGCUGCAUAUUAUGGUUCCCUUGACCAGAGCAAGCUUCGAAGGCAAUCUGGUCAUUCAAGUUUCCCCAGAAUGCCUCCUCCUUUACCUCUCUUGAGAAAUCUUUCGUCGAAGGUGGAGGCGUUUCUAGAAGAACCAGUGAUAAACCCUCAUCCUUACGGGUAUCUGCACAACCCAGAGAUGAUGUGUGGCGAGAAACAUGUGGACAUUCUGUUUGUCAUCCCGUCAGCGCCUGAAAAUGUUUGGAAGAGGCGUAAGGUUCGGAAAUCUGGACUGGGACUCUAUUCACGUCUCAAGUCGUUUAAAAGUGUGAGCGUCGUCUUCUUUUUGGGCCUUCCUGAUGCUCACAAAAAGCAAGCCAAUCUGACGCAAACCAUAGUCUGUGCCGAGGCGGAGAAGUACGGAGACAUCGUACAAGAAAAUUUCACAGACGUUUACCGGAAUAUUCGCCUGAAAGCCGUAUCAAUGCUUAGAUGGGCAGCUACGUACUGCUCAAACGCCAGCUACGUCAUCAGGAUGGACGAUGACGUAGCUAUAACUGUGAACGUCAUCCUUUCCUCCAUCAAGAUUGUGGGCAGUCGUUAUGACAACUUUGUCCUCGGAGACGUAAAAAAGGACUGGGGACCCUCUCGCUACGCCAAAAAUAAAUAUUACGUCACGAAAGCAGAGUUCGCCAAUGACACGUAUCCGCCAUUUGCUCUUGGUGGUUUGCUCGGCUAUCCCCUCAAGACUGUUCGACUUCUUUUCGAAGCCUCGUUGCGAGUAAAACCGUUAUGGCUGGAUGAUGUGUACAUCACGGGUUUGUGUGCACCGGAAAUUGACGCUGUUUUGGUCAGUGAUAUGGGAUUUAGGUUUCGGCACUUGAAAGAAGAUGUUAACGGGCUAAUUUAAGUAUAUUUCUUGUGAUAAAUAAAAACAAC